AUAAAUCAUUUAAAGAAAUAUUAGUAUCAAGCAUAAUUAAUGAAAAAAAAAUAAUCACAGAGCAAACAAAGAGGUUAGGAAAACUCAAAUGCCACACUGAAGUACAAGUAAAACUUACAGAAAAAAAAGCAAAGUUGCUUGAAGAAGGUAUAGUAGAGAAAUAUGAUAGGCCCGGAAGGCCAUUAGCGGCGAUGAUUUAUUCUGAUUUUUGGGAUAAAAUUCAUGAUUGCAUUGAGUUUGGAAGUGCGCACUCGAAAAGAAGAAAAGUUGUAAUCAAAGUACAUACUAUAAAACACCUCCGACAAGCUUUAAAAGAGAAAUAUAAUAUAUAUUUAUCUCGUCAAUGCAUAUCCAUAUAUCUUGAGCCCCGCCAUCCACAUACCACCUAG
Dentiscutata erythropus is the source of this 389-nucleotide messenger RNA. The record is from the annotation of a GenBank genome assembly. NCBI's taxonomy places the organism in Eukaryota, Fungi, Glomeromycota, Glomeromycetes, Diversisporales, Gigasporaceae.